UUUUACGGGAGGCGUGCGCUUUCAUGUGUGGGCGUCUCCGUAAAAGUCCCAGAGCUACAGAGCAUGUGCUCAAACACACUGCAUAGGUGUGCUGCUCCAUUCAUUUGACUUUUACGUUUUCUUUAUUUCAAUCAGUUCGCUAUUUUUUCUUUUUUUUUUGCUCCCUACUUCCUGCUGUACAAUUUACUUUAGUGAGGAUUUUUUUCCAUGCCAUUUUUUUCCUAAGAAAUAGAGGGAGAGAGAAGGUAGGAGGAGCCGGACAGAGAAGUGUGCCUCACUCUCUCUCUCUCACACUCUCUCACACACACACUCACGCUGCCUCUCUUCCAUUCUGUCAUUGCCAUCUCGGCAGAACGGAGACUGUUCAUUCCCAGCCACGCUGAAUAUAGUGUGGGGGGGACAGCACGCUUUUGACUUUGUUUAAGUCAGAUUUCACAGAGGAAUAUUCUUUUUCUUCACGACAUCCAAAGGAUCGGCAAGAAGAAGAGGAAAAGAAAGUAAGAGAAAAACAUUACAAGGAUUUUUUUUCCAUUUUUUUUUUUCUAAUUGAAUCGAGAACACGUGACAGCCGGUUUUGCCACUGGAUUCUUUCACACAACAAGACGUGAGAUUGUCUUAUUUUUCUUCCUUUCAUGUUGUGAUUUUCACUUUUACUUUGAGAGAGCAGCACUGACAGAAAGAACAAUGGUUGCUGGAAUGCUGAUGCCCGUGAGGGAACUGAGGGCCAUCUAUGAGCUCCUGUUUAGAGAUGGUGUCAUGGUGGCCAAGAAGGACAAGAGGCCUCAGACCAAGCACCCUGAAGUAGAAGGUGUGAGCAACCUACAGGUAAUCCGCGCCAUGGGGUCUCUUAAGUCUCGGGGCUAUGUGACGGAGACAUUCGCCUGGAGACAUUUCUACUGGUACCUGACCAAUGAGGGCAUUGUUCACCUGCGUGACUACCUCCGCUUGCCCCCGGAGAUUGUCCCUGCCUCUCUGCAGAGGAUCAGGAAGCCCGCCACCACACUGGCUGUUCCCCAGAGGGGUGCACGGGUCCAAUCUGUGGAAGGUCCUACAUCUUAUGUUCCCAAGCCAGGACGCAGGGGUGAAGAAGAGAGCCAGGAGUCUCUGGCUGAGCGUCAAGGCUACCGCCAUAGGAUGAUGGGCGCCGGAGAAAAAGAGAGCUACUCUGAUAGGACCCCCAGGUUUAGGGGUCGUCCGACGGCUGCAGGACCAGUCAGGCCAAAAGCAUCAUGGGAAGUGGAGGACCAGCCUCAGCCUCUGUUUAGAAGGGGGAAUGGCUUCAGAAGUGAGGCAGCGAUGAUGGAGGAGAGCAAGGUGAAAAGAGUCUCUCGUCAGCAGCCCGAUGUGAGUAGUGAGUGGCCAGUAGCAACAUCACAGGAGAGAAGAGUGUCUGAUGUUCAAAAGGAGAAGGCCCCGAUGUCUGUCCAGAGUCAGAGAGCAGCUAUGAGACAGGAUGCACCGCAGACCACUCUGACAUCAGUGUCCUCCAAAACAGCCCUGCCAUUAACUGUGGCUGCUGUCGCCGUGGCUACAGGUGCUGCAACAUCAAAGAUUCCAGCUGAACCCUCAACUCCAAAAACAAAUAAAGAGAAGCUCAAGAUCGCUGAUGAAAAAGCUUCCAUGAAGCAAAUGGUAAACAGCAAUUCAGCUAUCACAAUGCAUCCUGAUACAGAGGUCAAAGAGGAGAAGACAAAAAAGGUGAUUGUGGAUCCAAUUAAAUCUGAAGAGGUCAAGGCUACAGCUAAAACUACAACUGAUCACAUGAAGGCCCAGGCAGUUAUUACAGUAGCUGCUGCUCCGGAAACCUCCAAACUCCUCACUCCCUUCGCUGCCUCUGUCAUCACGGAACCUGUCAAUAAAGAUGUCAAAGAGGAGAAAGCAAAAAGGGUGAUUUUGGAUCCAUUUAAAUCCACAGAGGUCAAGAAUGCAGCUAAAGCAGCAACUGAAAUCACAAAGGCCCAGACAGUUAUCACAAUGGCUGUUGCACAGGAAACCUCCAAACUCCUUUCUGCCCCUGACACCGCUGCCCCUGUCACCGUAAAACCUGCCAGUAAAGAUGUCAAGGAAGAGAAAAUCAAAAAGGUGAUUGGCGAUCCAAUUAAAUCUGAAGAGGUCAAGGCUACAGCUAAAACUGCACCUGGUAACAUGAAGGCCCAGGCAGUUACUACAGUAGCUGAUGCUCCGGAAACCUCCAAACUCCUCACCGCCACCGCCCACUGCUGCCCCCCGCCAUCACAAAGAUUGUCAAUAAGGAUAUAAAUGAAGAGAAGACAACAAAUGUGAUU
This is a messenger RNA of Sebastes umbrosus (honeycomb rockfish), 2285 nucleotides long. RefSeq lists its product as uncharacterized. The coding region runs from base 685 to 2259 and encodes 524 amino acids. NCBI's taxonomy places the organism in Eukaryota, Metazoa, Chordata, Actinopteri, Perciformes, Sebastidae. Gene Ontology annotation, molecular function: structural constituent of ribosome; RNA binding. Gene Ontology annotation, cellular component: cytosolic small ribosomal subunit. The record is from RefSeq and is a predicted model, not a curated record. The transcript has a single exon.